Molecule: messenger RNA, 2028 nt
Organism: Argiope bruennichi
Lineage: Eukaryota; Metazoa; Arthropoda; Arachnida; Araneae; Araneidae
Product: amiloride-sensitive sodium channel subunit gamma-like
Exons: 13
Coding region: 268-1680 (470 amino acids)
Biological process (GO): sodium ion transmembrane transport
Cellular component (GO): membrane
Molecular function (GO): ligand-gated sodium channel activity
Source: RefSeq, a predicted model, not a curated record
AUUCGAUAUUUUUAGAUGUUCUAGCAUUCACUUAUACAAGUUGCUCCACAGGUAUCUUGUUUCUGUUUUUACAGUCUACUUCACAAAAACAGGAGAAUCCAUUGUAAAUGCUCGAACAUCUUAAGAUAAUUAAAAAUAAAUUAAUCUUCACAGACGCUAAGAGAAUGGAGUGAGGGCGCAUUUUUAUAGCGGAAAUUAGAUGCUUCAUCAUAAUAUAACCAUUAUGCAGUUAUAAUUACGCAGAAGUAAGAGAUCACGAAAGUUGCAAUGGCUGUCGAAUCUGCAGAAGCCCCGACUGGAAAGAAAUCGGUGAAAGAAUAUGCCACUAAGAUAUUUAAGGAGUCAUCCGUCAGCAUCGUCUCGUCUAUCGUGGCGACGGGAAAUAACCGGCGGAAGGUUUUUCGUAUUCUAGUAUUUCUGCUGUUUACAGCUGGAUUUCUGUAUCAGUGCAUCAAGUUCCUUUGCUACAUGCUUCAGUAUCCAACUGUCGUCAAUAUUGAAAUGAGCAGACCUAAAGAAUACAUGGCACCGGCUUAUACUUUUUGUAAUUACAACAUAAUAAAAAGAAGUGACUUUUGCGAGGCUUUUCCCGAUAAAUGCGUUGAUUCUGAUGAAACAUUGUGCGAAGAACAACCACGAUACUGCAGAGGUAAUACUACAACAAAGAUUCCAGUUAAAGAUGCUUGGAAGUUUUUGAGAAACACGGGACAUGCUUUAGAAUUUGGUCAUGAUGUGAAGAACUUUUUAGUUCGUGGCAAUUGGGAGAAACCAAAUGGACCAUUUUUGAGGGCUAAUACAGAAGAAGAAACCACUUCAACGUGCUAUUCUCUCGGCGAACGAAUCAACAGCACUUCAUCAGCUCGAUAUAUAAAAAAAGUGGGAAAUUGGAAGUUCCCUAAUGACGAUUUAAUAUUUGAUCCCGAAGAGCAUGAGAAAUUCUUCCCUAACUCCAUACCAGGUAUGUUGUUUUCCGUACAUAACCCAUAUGAAGCUGUUAACCCAUUUGAACAAGGGACUUUUAUGAGACCGGGUUAUUUAUACAGGAUAACGAUACAAAAGGUAGUAGAAGAACUAUUACCGUACCCAUAUAAAACUGACUGUGUAAAUUACACAGAUGUGUGGCUUAAAGCAAAUAAAACAGGUCCGCGCUCCCAAGAAAUGUGCAGGCAUAAAUGCCUCGGUGAUAUUGUGGAACAAUGUUUUAAUUGUACUACUGCAACUCUUCUGUACCCGGCGAAAAUAGAUUAUUGUGAAGCAGAAUUUUCGAUGUAUCCUAUGAAAUUUGAUGACUGCCCAGAAGAAUUACUGAUAAAUGCAUAUGACAUAUGUGGAGCGAAAUGCAAAGAUGAUUGCGUGCGGUCGAAAUUCUCUUAUGAAGUGCAGGAGACUUAUCUAAGACAAAAUAUGUUCUAUGAGGAUGAAGACUUUUCGCGCAGGAUUAGAGUCGUAAUUUAUUUUGAUGAUUCAGAAACUCUAAAGAUACGUUAUAAACCUCAAUAUCAGGAGGUAGAGACUUUUAGUUACAUUGGAGGAUUCAUUGGCAUUUGGUUAGGAAUCUCCUUAGUCCAAGUCGCUGACGUAUUUGAAUCUGUUUUCUUGAUUGGAAGAUAUUUCUUCAGAAAAGGAUCAGGAGCCUGUUCGAGAAAAUUCAAGAAAUCGAGCGAAGCUGAAUCUCCUUAAAACUGCAAUUAAUCCUUUAAUACGGAUAAAACUAUGUCGGUUUACGAAGCGGAAUGUAAAAAGAUUGAUUUAAAUGAAUAUAAAUGUAUAAAAGUUUAUAAAAUUCUUAGUAGAUAUAUAAGCAUUUAUUUGCUAACAACGUACAUAAUAACAAAGAAAUAUGAAUGAUAUAUUUUAAAAAUAUGAAUCGUUUAUUGAUGACAGCUGGAAUUAAAGGGUUAAUUGCCAAACUUUCACACUUAUAAAAUAAAAAAAAAACAAAAAAAACAUUGUCAAAUGUGUAUAAUUGCAUGUUGUUUCUUAAAAUGUUUCCUGUAAUCUCUUUAUCUGCUGAUAUACAUAAAGAUU